Molecule: messenger RNA, 1013 nt
Organism: Aphanomyces astaci
Lineage: Eukaryota; Oomycota; Saprolegniomycetes; Saprolegniales; Verrucalvaceae
Exons: 1
Coding region: 88-792 (234 amino acids)
Biological process (GO): translational elongation
Cellular component (GO): cytosol
Molecular function (GO): translation elongation factor activity; guanyl-nucleotide exchange factor activity
Source: RefSeq, a predicted model, not a curated record
GUUUUCUAAAUCGGAUUAAAAUCCACACCUCCACGGGCCAUUGUGCAAUUGACUCGGUCUUCCCCACAUUAUACAUCCCAGAACAUCAUGUCCUUCACCGACGUCGCAUCUGAAGUGGGCUUGAAGAAGCUGAACGGCUUCCUCACCGCCAAGUCGUACAUCGAAGGCUACCAGUUCUCUGCGGCCGAUAGCACCCUCUUCAGCAAGUUCACCACCGUGCCCGAUGCUGCCAAGGUGCCCAACGUGUACCGUUGGUACGUGCACACCGCGUCCAAGUUGGGACUCCGCGUGGCGUUGACUGCGCGCAACCAAGUUGCCCAGCCGUCCUCCCCUAAGGCUGCUGCCAAGCCCUCCACCCCCAAGGCGUCGACCCCCAAGGCUGCUAAGCCCGCCGACGACGAUGAUGAUGACUUGUUCGGUGACGACGACGAUGACGAGGAAGCCGAAGCCGCCGCGAAGGAAGCCGCCAAGAAGCGUGCCGACGCCGCCAAGGCCGGCAAGAAGGAAAAGGCCAAACCCGUGGAACGAUCGCAAGUCGUGAUCGAAGUCAAGCCUUGGGAAGCCGAAACCGACCUGCUCGACUUGGCCGCUAAGAUUAAGGCGCUUGAAAUCAACGGGUUGACGUGGGGUGAAGGCCACAAGUUGGUCCCUGUGGCGUACGGCAUCAAGAAGUUGCUCGUGCAGUGCAUCAUCGUGGACGACCUCGUGCUGUUGGACGACAUCACGGACGCUAUCGAGUCGUUCGAAGACUUCGUGCAAAGCGUGGAUGUGGCGUCCAUGAACAAGGUCUAAGGCGACCCCUUGGCAACCACCCACCCUCCCACCCACGUCCGUCGAUCAACGAACGGGGCUGGGCGUAGUAAGUAGUGUAGGAGAUGAUGAAGACAGGUUCAGCUUCAACCACACCAAAAGUUAAGAUUUAUGAUGUCGUUGGAUUUCGUUUAUACCCAACGACGUUGCCAAGAUGGUGUUGGUGGCUGAACGAUUGCGGUCAUAUGAUUGAUUAGCUUGCC